GUUCAUGGUGGCGUGAGUGAGGAGGAGGGAGGGGGAGCGCUGCCUAUCCGAAGAGGGGGGUCCUCCUAAUCAGAGCGCAUCAGGGCCGUUCAGUCUCCACUGGAGGGCGAGUGGAGGUACAAGAGCACCGGGACACUCCGGGCCAGGCUGGAGACGGGAUAGAGCUUCAGCUGGAGGACACACACGCGCGCGCGCGAGCACAGAGGCGGAGAAAAGGGAGAGAAAUCCUGACCCGGAGUCACUCUUUUCUGUCCAACAACCAGCAUCUCUUUCCUACCGUCGGAUUAAAGCUCACCGAAUAUCACGCAGAGACAUGAGCCUCUCSCACUGAACGAUAUUGAUGCUGAACUGAGCAGACCAGUGUUAUCCUCCAGCAUCUCCCCUCCCCUCAGUAUUCUGACCCUCUGACACCUGGUCUGUGAGCAGCCAUGACAAAAUCCUAUGAGUUCAACUGGCAGAAGCAUCUGCCGGAGUUCAUGCAGGAAGGUGCCUCCUUCGACAGGUUCGAUGAGGACCCAUACAUCUUUGAGCCCAACUGUCAGAUGAAGGUGGACGAGUACGGCUUUUUCAUCACAUGGAAGAGUGAGGGAAAGGAGGGCCAGGUUCUUGAGUGUUCCCUCAUCAACAGUAUUCGUGUCGGUGCCGUCCCUAAGGACCCAAAGAUCUUGUCGUCGUUUGAGGCCAUGGGAAAGACGGAGGCGGAUUUGGAGGGAUGCAUUAUCUGCAUCUGCAGUGGCACCGACCUGGUGAACCUGAGCUUCAUGUUCAUGGUGGCAGAAAACCCAGACGUGGCCCGGAAGUGGAUUGAAGGUUUGAGGUCGGUGAUUCACAACUUUAAAGCCAACAAUGUUUGUCCAAUGACCUGCCUGAARAAACAUUGGAUGAGAAUGUGUUUCCUGACCAACGUUAACGGGAAGAUCCCUGUGAGAGGCAUUACAAGAACCUUUGCGUCAGGGAAGACAGAAAAGGGGAUCUUUCAGGCUCUCAAAGAUCUCGGCCUUCCGAGCGGAAAAAAUGACGAGAUUGAACCAUCAGACUUCACCUUUGAUAUUUUUUACGCCCUCACACAGAAGAUUUGCCCUCGCACAGAUAUAGAGGAUCUCUUUAAAAAAAUCAAUGGAAACAAAACUGAUUAUUUAACUGUAGACCAGUUAGUCAGCUUUCUGAAUGAAAACCAACGAGACCCGAGGUUAAACGAGAUUCUGUUUCCAUUCUACGACCCCAAAAGAGCCAUGCAGAUUAUCGAGAAGUAUGAAAGGGACGAAGAGCUGAAGAAGAAAGGUCACAUGUCCAGUGAUGGGUUCUGUCGCUACCUAAUGUCAGAUGAAAACGCUCCAGUGUUCCUGGACCGAUUGGAGCUGUACCAGGAAAUGGACCAGCCGCUGGCUCACUACUUCAUCAGCUCCUCUCACAACACCUACCUGACAGGACGACAGUUUGGAGGGAAGUCGUCAGUAGAGAUGUAUCGYCAGGUCCUGCUGUCAGGAUGCAGGUGUGUGGAGCUGGACUGUUGGGAUGGCAAAGGAGAGGACCAGGAACCCAUCAUUACUCAUGGCAAGGCCAUGUGCACAGACAUCCUGUUCAAGGAUGUCAUCCAAGCCAUCAAAGAGACGGCGUUUGUCACGUCUGAAUAUCCGGUCAUUUUGUCUUUUGAAAACCACUGCAGUAAACUACAGCAGUACAAGAUGGCCAAAUACUGUGAGGAGCUCUUCGGUGACCUUCUCCUCAGACAGCCUCUCGAGAACUACACGCUCGAACCUGGGCGUCCUUUACCCUCUCCAAACGACCUCAAAAGGAAAAUCCUUAUAAAAAACAAACGCCUAAAACCUGAAGUGGAGCAACGCCAGCUGGAGUCUCUGAAAAAGCACAUGGAAGCAGGAGAAACCAACACGCCUGCCAUCAUCAUGGGAGAAGAGGACGACACAGAGAACGUGAGUGUCGGAGAGAAAGAGGCUGAAGAGAAGGAUUUGAAUUCAGAGGCUCCCAGCAUUCUGUCAGAAGCAGCCAGCGAGAAGGAGACCAACAGUGUUUCACAGAGUAACGCCGUCAGCUCAGGGAGAGAGGAGGAGCGAAGCAACAGCAUCAAGAAGGUACCUGAUGAUGAAAUGACAGAGAUUUCUGAAGCAACAGAUGCCACAGAUAUCUCCGAGGCGUCGGAUCAGGACAACAACAAGAAGGCUGGGGACGUAGCAGAAGACUCUGAGGAGGCUCUAAUAGCUUCUUACCAGUACGAGUCUGCCACCACCAACAUCCACCCAUAUCUGUCAGCCAUGGUCAACUAUGCACAGCCCGUCAAGUUCCAGGGUUUUGAUGUGGCAGAGGAAAAAAAUAUCCACCAUAACAUGUCAUCGUUUAACGAGUCAGUUGGUCUGGGUUACCUGAAGACUAACGCCAUCGAGUUUGUCAACUACAACAAGCGUCAGAUGAGCCGUAUCUACCCUAAAGGAGGCAGGGUGGACUCCAGUAAUUACAUGCCUCAGAUCUUCUGGAACGCAGGCUGCCAGAUGGUCUCGCUCAACUUCCAGACCCCAGAUCUGGCCAUGCAGUUGAACCAAGGAAAGUUUGAGUACAAUGGUUCUUGCGGGUACCUGCUGAAACCAGACUUCAUGCGACGAUCCGACAGAACGUUUGACCCGUUCUCUGAGACGCCGGUGGAUGGCGUCAUCGCAGCAACCUGCAGCGUUCAGGUUUUCUCAGGACAGUUUCUGUCCGACAAGAAAAUUGGCACAUAUGUUGAGGUCGACAUGUACGGACUGCCGACUGAUACUAUCAGGAAAGAGUUCCGCACACGCAUGGUGAUGAACAACGGACUGAACCCUGCCUACAACGAGGAGCCCUUUGUUUUCAGAAAGGUGAUCUUACCAGAUCUGGCAGUGCUACGCAUUGCUGUGUACGACGACAACAACAAACUGAUCGGGCAGCGCAUCUUGCCUCUGGAUGGCCUGCAGGCUGGCUACCGCCACAUCUCCCUGAGGAACGAAGGCAACAAACCCCUGUCACUGCCCACCGUCUUCUGCCAAAUCAUCCUCAAGACCUACGUACCCGACGGCUUUGGAGCUAUUGUGGAUGCUCUAUCAGACCCAAAGAAGUUUCUGACCAUAGCAGAAAAGAGAGCUGACCAGAUGAAGGCCCUGGGGAUCGACACGAAUGACAUCGCAGAUGUUCCCAGUGGAAGCUCAAAGAACGACAAGAAGGGAAAAGGGAAAGGAGACACGAUGAAAGUCAGUGUGACGCAACAAGCCAGCUCAGAAAUAGCUCAAACCUCCAAUUCCAUCAACAACAACACAACAGAAGCUAAGAAGGAUACUGCACUUGUACCUAAUGUGAGCAUCGAUGACCUAAAGCAAAUGAAGACGUACCUUAAACUGAUAAAAAAGCAGCAGAAGGAGAUCAACACUUUAAAGAAGAAACACUCAAAGGAUCAAAAUUCAAUGCAGAAGUCUCACUGCACUCAAGUGGACAAGAUGGUGUCAACGCAUGAAAAGGAGAAGACGACUUUAGAGAAACUUGUAGAGAAAGCAAUUAAGAAACGAGGUGAGAACAACUGCCAAGAGCUGAAAAAGGAGACGGAGGAUAAGAUCCAAACACUAGUUGGUGAUCAUAAAGCAAAGAUAAAGGACAUCACGGCGCAGCACACUAAGGAAUGGUCGGAGCUGAUCAGUAGUCACAGCUGUGAGGAGCAGGAGAUGAAGGACAGCCAUGUCACCCAGCAGUGUGAGCACCUCAAGAAGCUCCUAACGUCCGUGCAGGAGCAGCAGACCGUACAGCUCAAACUCAUCCAUGAAAGACAGAGCAAAGAGAUGCGUGCUAACCAAGCAAAGACAUCCAUGGAAAACAGUAAAGCUAUCAGCCAGGACAAGUCCAUCAAGAACAAGGCAGAGCGAGAGAGGAGAGUGCGGGAAUUAAACAGCAGCAACACCAAGAAGUUCUUGGAUGAGAGGAAGAGGUUGGCAAUGAAGCAUCAGAAGGAGAUGGAGCAACUGGAGAAAAACCAGAGGGAACAGUUGGAGAAACUGGAGAAGCACAAUGAGCAGCUUUUGAAAUCACAUCAUGCAAACAAACAGGUUCAAGGCCAAGGACAUACAGCAGAUGGUGAAGUUGGAGGAGGAGAUGGACCGCAGACCUGCCACAGUGGUCUGAGCAACUGAGGUCGAGUCACAAACACUCACACAGGUGCAGAAACACUCCCCUGCAGGAAGUCCUGCCAACGCCACUCUCCGACCAGUAAUCUUCACUCACAACCACACCGAAGCCCCGCAUCCUCCUUUGUUGUGCUUCUUGUCUCCUGCACCUUUACCCCACCUCCUAACGUCAGACCACUGAGCCAUUGCUGCGUGUCUAUGUUUAACCAGGGGCUGAACCACUGACAGAGACAGGAAGUGUUACCUCAUAGACCAUGAAACACAGAACCCAAACACACACUACGUAUGUAGAUCUAAAUCAUCAUCAUCAUUCUCAUCUGCAUUUUAUAGACAAUAAAAGCUUUAGCUGUUGGAUGAGCACACUCAUUCAUCGGAUAAAGCAGAUAUCCAUUUCUUUUCUUACUUUUUGUACCCAAUAAAGUCACGCAUACAGCAUUUAAGAGUAGACUUAAUGUCACUUCAGCACAAAUGACUACACUUUGAGAUACACAACAGUCCUGUCCUGAGCACUUUGUAUGAUAGGUUGUCAAGAAAUAUGGGAAAUGUAGCAGUGCACUAUUAUAAGUUCUGUUUUUAUCAAGAAUGUAUUUAAAAAAAACAAAGAUAUUUAUUGACGGUGAAAUCUCCUGUGCAACAUCGGUCUCAAUGAAACUCUGUCAAAGACUCGUGWUUCAGUUGAUUUUUUUUAAAGAUUUUCUAAUGAAAUUUUGUUUUAUUUUUAUUUUAACCUAACGUCCUAUAGAUGGUGCAUUAGCUGGGACACUUUCACGUUUGAAAGUUAAAUAAAACAAUUUUAUUCUGUCAUGUUUCCAUGAGUAAAGGUUUUUAAUACAGUUCUCUACAUACACAGCUGGGCCUCACAAUCAUAUUUACUAUGCAAAAACAGAAGAGUAAUGUCAAAAUCCCAUCAGCUAUUUAGAAAUUCAAUAUUAGAUUUUUCAGCUGAACACAAAAAGUGGUUGAAGUAACCAAAAAAUUAUUUUGUUUUGUUUUUAACUUGAGAUAAUUACCCAAAGGCAAUAACAAUGUAUUAACUAGAAUUUUUUUUUGCAUCUAGGGGGUUGUGCACAUAAAACCGUGAGAACAGAGCCUUACCUUAUUUUGAUACAAUUAAUUAUCUUGUUCUGUCUGUGACAGACUCCUAAAGGGAAAGUUCAGAUUGUUUUAAGUAGGGUUCUGCUGAGAGGUUAUAAGCAAUUAAUAUCUUACCAGUUGUAGAUAAAUAUUUAGACAGCCUCACUUUAGAAAACCAGAGAUUAAUUCUAACCUGACUGUUAGGCUAAAGGCUAAAGGCUUGUUUAUACUUCAUCAGAAGUGCCAAAACAGUAUUUUGAUGAUGUGGUUGUGACAAAUUGCAGCUUUCUGUUCUCACACCACCUACAAGAACCUGUUCUGUGCACAACCCCCCGUCAAAACUAUUUUCUCGCUGGGUAUGCUCCAAGUAUUGUGUGAUUGGUCAGAACUUUGUGGGCGUUUACGUUAAAAUGCAGCUGCAGUACACUUCUCAGAGAAGCAGAUGGCUGAGGCUGUUAGAAAAGACAGACAUCUUUAAACUUACAAAGACAGUCAAAGGAAGGAGAACAAUGUUCGUGUCUGUAAGAGACAGAGGCAGGAACACAUUUCUCCACCGUCUGUUGGAAACUGAUGAUCUCUUUGUGACRCUUAUAAAACAUCACUUCUCCCAAAUAACAGCAGACCUUUAUCAUCUGAAAAUAAACUUUUCCAACGUGCCGUCACUGUUUGUGCAUGUGACGUGGAAGUGCAUACCAGGAGUUCUUGCUACAGUUUCUCUUUAAGUAUAAAAAGGUCCAUGUAAAAAAUAUAACAUAACACAUCACUGAGAAUAGUUAUGUUGUCUCGUGACGUAUGCAGCAGCCUUAAUCUGAGCAAGAACAAACUGGACUACCAUCUUAAAACUGCUCCAAUCUUAAUAUUUCACAGCAGCUCAUCCCAAUGCUAUCAAGCCUUUUGAUUUCUGUCAGUUUUACAUGACAAUUAUUUACAAGUGCAAAUAGCUGUGGCACUUCCUGUGCAGUUUGAGACACUUCCAACAACAACAUCAACAUGCUUCUCUAGGAUUAGUGCUGAAACGGUUUGCUUUAGAAACCGACAGCAGUGACUCACUUUGGUUUUCGUCUCACUAGGACUAGCUGUUAGUUCAUCAGUCUGGUCAAAAUUAAAACUUUAUUUCCUCAAAGUUCAAACAAGUUGUUCAGAUCUUCACAGAACCUCACUUUAAAACAUCUGAACUACGACUGUAAAGCAAUCUUGAAUUGAAAUGCUCCAGUGUGAGGCUCCUGACUGCACUUUAGACCCUUCAACUUGUAAUCCUCCUUAACUCCCUGUUCAGUGUUUUUAAGUUGUGGGAAAUCUGACAAUAUUUAAAGAAAGAAGCACCCACAUGUUAUUCAAACUGACUUAAAUUCACAGUGAUGAUACAUUUUAUAACAAAAAGAGGGGAAAAAACACUUGUAGGUAUUUUUGCCUUUGAACUUGUUUUCCUUGUUUUAUUCUGCUGUAACAAGAAAAGGAGAGGUGGGAUGUUUUUGUAUAUAUUCUACUGGAAUGUAUGUAGUUGAGUUUUCUUUCUGAUCAGCUGUGUUGGGGACAAACGUAUCAAGCACUGGUUGUUUUCUUGUUUUUGUGUUUCCCGGUUUGCCCCUUACCGCACCACAUGAAGCUCUCACCACCACAUAUCUAGUACAGAAAUAAACAAGUAAAAAGUGCUUUUAAAGUUUGUUCCACCGCUUUCAGAUGUGCCACUCAGUGUCUCUUAGGACGUUUAAAUUAUUUUCUGAAAGAUAAAAACGCCAAAUUAAGGGGUUAUUUGUAUGAAGGUAUAUAUAAAUAAAUGAAUAUAUAUUAUAUAUAUUAGACAAUGUGUAGAUUAAGAUUAUUAUGCUAUAGAGGCUUUUUUGCACUAGUUUCUGUUGUGUGAUUUUCAUGUAAUCUCUGGCUCUGUUUGUCCAUAAAGCAGAUUAUUUUUGCAGAACACCUGGUUUCAUUUCUUUAGGUUUUACUGUAACUUGUCUGUUUUCUAUUUGAACUGUAGCUCGUCAGACAUUCUGUGUGUGUUUUUGUAUUUAUAUUGUUAUAUUGAACUUAUAGCAAUGACAAUACUGUUGUUACCCAGCUCCUUUAAUACUGUUUUAUAGUAUGUGUAUCAAUAAAUCCAUGUGUAAGACGGGA
Messenger RNA from Austrofundulus limnaeus, 7331 nucleotides. It is a transcript of the gene plcb4b, whose product is annotated as phospholipase C, beta 4b. The record is from RefSeq and is a predicted model, not a curated record. The coding region runs from base 429 to 4148 and encodes 1239 amino acids. Gene Ontology annotation, molecular function: calcium ion binding; phosphatidylinositol-4,5-bisphosphate phospholipase C activity. The transcript is spliced from 40 exons. NCBI's taxonomy places the organism in Eukaryota, Metazoa, Chordata, Actinopteri, Cyprinodontiformes, Rivulidae. Gene Ontology annotation, biological process: release of sequestered calcium ion into cytosol; phosphatidylinositol metabolic process; lipid catabolic process.